UUGAAAGAAUGCGAUAGCGAUACGGUUGUAUUAUUGUAUAACUAUAAAAUAAAUUAUUACAACUAAUUUUUAUUUUCUUGAAAUUGUUUCACGAACGAAUUAAUUGUAAUAAUGUUUUUCCGUCAACAGUAAAAUGCGAUCCGAAAUAUUCCAAGUCUUAUAGUUCCUGUUCAGCUGGGCUUGUUCUCAGAUUUAUAUGCAAUGUCGUCUAGCACCGAUGAAGAAUUGGACAUGUUGUCUCCCUCUUUCAACCCAAUCAAAGCUCUGUAUGCAAAAAACGUAAAAGUGCCCAGCACUACUGCUCAACCGCUAGACAACAUAUCAAAAUUUGAACUUGCUCCUUCAGGAGAAGUCAUGAUCAAACCUGAAAGACCUAGAACACAAAACGAAUAUAACAUUGAACCAAUAAAACGUGAUUUAAGUAGUGUGGCCGGUUCAUCUCAAGUAUCAUCAGUUCAACGGAUUAUUAAACAGAGACGAACUGUAUUGGUACGUAUGUCAGAAAUUGGCAAAUCUCGUGGGCCACUAUCUCGCAUUGCUACGUUUUGCUACUUAAAACAACGUGUUAAAGUAUACAUACGAUCGGCUGUGUCUGUUCGAGGCCACUGUGAAGGGUACAUUAUUGCUUUUGACAAACACUGGAACUUAGUCAUGGAUGACGUAGAUGAAGUAUGGACGAGGAAAAACAAAUACAAAUCAUUAGCUAUUGGUGACGCGAGAAGUUUAGACGAUCCAGUGGAGAAACCUUACACAGUCAUCAAGAGGAUUCGAGGACACCAGGUGUGCCGGAGGCACGUUCCCCGAUUUUUGGUGCGUGGAGAGCAGAUCGUUUUAGUGGCCAAAUGUCUCGUUUGAACGACUAAGUCAUAUUACUAUAUUAUGAUGUUUAAUAAAUGUAUAUUUUUGCGUGUACGUACGGUGUUAUAACUUUGAGCUUGG
This is a messenger RNA of Myzus persicae (green peach aphid), 939 nucleotides long. It is a transcript of the gene Lsm11, whose product is annotated as small nuclear ribonucleoprotein Sm D-like protein. The record is from RefSeq and is a predicted model, not a curated record. Gene Ontology annotation, cellular component: U7 snRNP. Gene Ontology annotation, molecular function: U7 snRNA binding. Bases 202 to 855 code for a protein of 217 amino acids. The transcript has 5 exons. Gene Ontology annotation, biological process: mRNA 3'-end processing by stem-loop binding and cleavage. NCBI's taxonomy places the organism in Eukaryota, Metazoa, Arthropoda, Insecta, Hemiptera, Aphididae.